Messenger RNA from Galleria mellonella (greater wax moth), 4328 nucleotides. RefSeq names its product peptide transporter family 1-like. The transcript has 14 exons. Bases 109 to 2214 code for a protein of 701 amino acids. Gene Ontology annotation, biological process: transmembrane transport. The record is from RefSeq and is a predicted model, not a curated record. Lineage: Eukaryota; Metazoa; Arthropoda; Insecta; Lepidoptera; Pyralidae. Gene Ontology annotation, molecular function: dipeptide transmembrane transporter activity. Gene Ontology annotation, cellular component: membrane.
UGACGAGUUUGAUCUAAACGCGUGUUUGCAUUGACAACAAUAAAAGAGAGAUGUUACGUAUUAUUACGGUAGUUUAUUAUUAUAUUCACAUCAAAGUGCCGUGUGACGAUGUCUAAGAAUAUGGAUUUGAUUGACGCCGAACCACGACCUUCGCCUACGGCCAAGGACAAAUUUCCAAGGGUAGUAAUUAUUAUCAUCUUAGCCGAAUUUUGUGAACGUUUUUCCUAUUCUGGUAUGAGAGCAUUUCUUACGCUUUAUUUGCGUAGCAAAUUGGGCUAUUCCGACGACGGUGCGACGGAAACAUAUCACAUUUUUAGCACUUUAGUCUAUCUGUUUCCUAUUAUUGGGGGUAUUUUAGCUGAUAACUAUUUGGGGAAAUUCAGGACGAUCCUGUACUUGAUGUUUGUUUAUGCAGCAGGUAACAUUUUGGUUGCUAUCACCGCUAUACCUCAGCUGGCGCUACCUGGCCGAUUAUGCACUUUACUUGGACUUUUCAUGAUAACGAUAGGCACCGGAGGCAUAAAACCUUGUGUCACGGCGUUCGGAGGGGAUCAAUUUAAAUUUCCUGAGCAAGAGCAUCACCUUGCCAUAUAUUUUAGCAUACUGUAUUUUAAUGUGGGCACUGGGAGUCUCAUAGCUAAAACCAUGUCACCAAUACUCAGAUCCGAAGUGCAUUGUUUUGGUGAUAAGGACUGUUAUUCACUGGCGUUUGGAGCACCAAGCAUAGUCGUCCUUAUAUCUAUAGUGAUAUUCGUCAGUGCAAAGAGCAGAUAUGUGAUGAAAAAACCAGAAGGCAAUAUUGUUUUAGAUUUUAUAAAGUGUAUUUCUUUAGGUUUGAAAAAUGUUGCUCUAAGACGAAAUGUGAAUGAAAAAGGUGGGCAUUGGUUGGACAGCACCCGAGUUCAAUAUGACCAGAGGUUUAUAAGGGAUAUCAAGAAGACGUUGUCUGUACUCAAGCUAUUUACUGUCACGCCUAUCUUUUGGGCUUUGCUUGAUCAGAUGGGAUCAAGAUGGACACUGCAAGCUACAAAACUGGACGGUAGAUUUGGCUUUUUGACAAUUAAACCUGAUCAGAUGCAAGUGCUGAACCCUAUAUUCGUAUUAACAUUGAUACCAAUCACUCAAAAGUAUAUUUAUCCAUUCCUUGAAAAAAGGAAUAUACUAAAGAAUCCUCUUCAUAAGUUGACUUUGGGCGGGAUAUUAGCUGGACUCGCCUUUAUAGUAUCGGGCUUGGUUGAAAUUUAUAUAAGUACAAAAUAUCCGGUACUUCCUAAAGCAGGUUAUGCACAACUUCGAUUGUUCAAUGGGAACCAAUGUUUUAUAUCUCUGCAUAAUGACCAUCACAAUAUAACUUAUACCAUUCCACCUCUUUCACAUUUUUCGAAGAAGGAUAUACGUGUGAAAGGUGUAGAGAAUAUUAAUUUCGAGUUGGCGGGUAGUUGCAUACAACCAACGGAAAAGAUUUUAAAUUUGGAAGAGAAUCGUGCUAACUCUUUUUUUUUGAGUGGUAAUCACAUUCACAGCUUUAAAGACAAUGUGGAUAAGAGUAAAUCAGGAUUUCCGAUUAUCAGAUUUUUAGUAACAGAUACUGUUAAUACUACGGGUAUGAUAUUCGUAAGGGAUAAAACGGACAUGAUAGAAGCAGAGUUAACAAGACAAGUUUCAUCACAAAUUGAAGUGUUCUCCGGAUUAUAUUCUUUGAGGGAUGGUAAUGAAGAAAUAAUUACGUCUAACAUUACGGUGGAGAGUGGAGGCGUAUAUGCGUUGGUGAUUGAUAAAAAUGGAAGUGACUAUAAAUCCAAUUUAGUAGUAAUCACUGAGGCUAAUUCCUUCACAAUGGCUUGGCUGCUUCCACAGUUUUUAAUUAUGUCCAUUGCUGAGGUAUUGUUUUGCGUGACGGGCAACGAGUUCGCAUUCAAAGAGUCGCCUGAGAGCAUGAAGGCGGUGAUGAUGGCUGUAUGGCUUCUGACUGAAGCUGUGGGGAACGUUAUCAUCAUUGUCAUCACGAGACUGUUCGUCAAUUAUCGCCAGGAGACACAGUUCUUCUUCUACACUGGUCUUAUAUUCGGUGCAAUGGCUGUCUUCUAUUACCUCUCACAAGGUUACAAGCAUGGGCACAGCGCAGAAGAAGACGGCCCAAAGAAGGAAUGCAGGAGUAAUAGUGAAGUAUUGUAUCUACAGGUUAAGCAAACUGAAGACUGUUUAGAUCAUUAAGAAAAUUUACAUUACCACCUAAAUAUUAAAAUUAAUUAAUAUAGCAUCAAUUAGAUAGCUUAAUAUUAAGUGGAUAAAUAAGUAAUUUUUUUUUUAAUAUUAUAAUAUUUACAAAACAAUUAACAUCACAAUUUGAUAUAUAAUAAUUUAACUCAAUGGUGAAAGAGAUAGACGAAAAUUUUAAGUGAGACAGACAAUUGUACCUACAAUAUGAUCGAAUUAAGAAAUGUAUUUUGUUUCUUUUUUUUACUUAUAAUUUAUAUAGUAUGUAAUAAAAUGCUUUAUUAUUUUAUUAAAUAUUUAAUGUUAUAAUAAAUAAUCCAAGAAUCAGUUACAAGCAAGUUGUAUAUUUGUAUAGUUUAGUAUCUACAAGAAAGUACUAAAAAGGUAACAGGUAUACAUUAUUCAUAACAUUAAACAUUAACUUAAUUACAUUACAUUUAUAUUUAAUUUAAAAAUAUUUGUAAUAUAAUAUUGUAUAUUAGAAGGAUAUUCAAAUAAGUUCAAUUCAAAUAACAAAUAUUUUACAAUAUUUGAAAAUAAUAAGGAAACUUACGCAAAACUAUGUGAUGGUGGCGCUAUUAAAAAAUAUAUCGCUGGCUCGCGACAUAUAAAAAAAUUUUUGUAUGAAUGCUGUGUAACCUUUUUGUUGAGUACUGUAAAGUAGCAAAGUUUUUAUGAUGAAAUGAGAUACAUUAUAAAUAGUUCUACAAUACUAUGAAUAUUGAUUUAUUUUACUGCGUUUUAACAUUUUAUUCCUUCUUUACGUUUCUUUACGUAUACAUUUUCUAGGUGGUUACAUAGAUUAACUUCUAGUUUAGUCAAUAUAAUGAUUGUGCCGCUUCUUAAAAAAAUCGCAAUGGUUUACUUACUUUGUGUAUUACUUAUUCUUGCCGAAAUCUUUGGCUUAUGUUACUAUUUAUUUUCCCGUCUUUUAAUACUGACUAAAGCUAAGAUAAAGUUAGUAUACUUUAUAAUAUAAUGGCGCCACCAUCAGGUAAAUACCAUUGGUAAUUAGCUUUCCUAUUAUGACUUGGUUUUCAUAAAUAAUUCGGCCGAAGAAUUAUCUAUAGAUAUUUAUGAUUUCACUUAAGUUCUAAAAUGUAUGAAUUAUAUUUACCUAUCUUUAUUUAUAUUUACCAUUAAAACGUUUAUUUUUCUGUACAAAAAAAAAAUAUAUCAAAUCGUUAUAGCUGCGGUUGAAAUAGAAAAAGACAAUAAUUCGAGUUAAAAUCAGUUACAAUGCAGUGAUUACUGAAUCAUAUUUAAAAUAUACAAAAUUAAUUAGGUAAUGAGAGUCUAUACUUCAGGAUUUAUAAAUAUCCUGAUGGCAGAAAGUAGAAACCAUUACCUAACAGCAUAAUCAAUGCAUAGCAACAUAGUAUAUAGUACUAUCAAACAUAGACAGGGAAUCAGACCUACGUUUGCAUUCUCUAUGUUGUCUGUGGUAAGUUUCUAAAUUUGGAUUUUAUUUGAAAUAUUGGCAAUCUCGUUCUUUUUUUAAAAGUACAAUUAUUUUAAUUUUGUCAGGAAUAUUUGUAGUAUAAUAUGAAUAGGUAGGUAAUAAAUGUUCCUAUUGUUUAUUAUCUAUAUAUUGUUAUAUGAAAAUUUAAUGUUACCCGAGAUAAUAAUUUUGCUGUAAAUAAUUAUUGCUUCUAAUAGUAGUUUAAAUUAGAAAACGUGCCAGUGUAACGUCAAGAGGCUAUUAUGCCUUCGUUAUAAACCCAAAGGAACAAUUCGACCUUAAACUUAUUCACACUAAGCCUAUAAACACAAGCUAAAAUAAUAUAUAGUUUUAUAUAGUGUAAGAGCGUAAUAUUAUCAGUAAUAUAUUAUGUAGGUACUUACUUAAAAUUUAUAUUACAAUGAGGACGGCUUCGUUUUUUUUUGUUUUAUAUUUGUUUGUUUAUAAUAGAUAAAACCAAAAAGUAUUUGACCAAUUUUUAAAAUUAUUUUAAUCUAUAGAAAGCUAUUUAUCACCGAGUAACGCAUAUAUAUUUAAUCUAUAUUGUAUUUUAAAAAAAUAGAGAUCCUUACAAAAAUUACUAUAAUGUAACCCAAAGUAUUAAAAAUUUGCCUAUUGGAAUUAAAUAAAUAUAUAAAAUACUAAUUCA